Molecule: messenger RNA, 1864 nt
Organism: Alnus glutinosa
Lineage: Eukaryota; Viridiplantae; Streptophyta; Magnoliopsida; Fagales; Betulaceae
Product: mitochondrial carrier protein MTM1
Exons: 11
Coding region: 170-1396 (408 amino acids)
Biological process (GO): mitochondrial transmembrane transport
Source: RefSeq, a predicted model, not a curated record
UUGGCCUCCUAUUUCCUCUUCUCCAAGGAACCGGGAAAAUAAAAAACGCUCUUUUUUCCUCGUUGUUUUGUCAUAAAAAAAUAAAAUAAAAAAUUAAGCUGUUUUUUCAUUUCGAUAUAAAGCUGAAAAUCAAAAAACAGAAAGUUCUUAAGAGAGGAGCAGAGGGAGGAUGGUGGAGUCGGAACGAAGCCAAAAUCCGUGGAUGAACACGAUGGACGGGUACGAUUCGGCGGUGGUAUUGGAAACGACGGUGGAGGACAGAGAAGGGCUGGGAUUGGGCGCUCCGCAGGCCCAGCCUUCAAGCAACAGUAGUUCGGAUGGGAAUCUGGGGAUCGCUGAGCGAGCUGUCUCCGCCGCCGGCGCCGCUUUUCUCUCCGCUAUAAUCGUUAACCCUCUCGACGUUGUCAAGACAAGAUUGCAGGCGCAGGCUGCAGGAGUUGCUUACUCACAUCCGCUAAGUAAUAUCAUUAGUCGCAUGGCGUAUUUUGGACCAAGAACGAUGUUUGCCGAUCUAAGAUGUUCUCCGUCUUGCACACGUGCUGGAAUUCAUGGCACUGUGUCCAUAUGUCCUCCUGAUUGUUUUCAAUACAAAGGAACACUAGAUGUCUUCUACAAAAUUAUUCGUCAGGAAGGAUUCGCCAGGUUAUGGAGAGGCACGAAUGCAGGUCUGGCACUUGCUGUACCAACAGUGGGAAUCUACCUGCCUUGCUAUGACGUAUUCCGCAAUUGUUUAGAGGAAUUUACUGGACAGCAUGUUCCAAGUGUGACUCCGUAUGCCCCCUUAGUCGCAGGCUCAUUGGCACGCUCUUUAGCUUGUGUAUCUUGUUACCCUAUUGAACUGGCUAAAACUCGCAUGCAGGCAUUUAAGGUGACCCAAUCUGGUAUGAAGCCUCCUGGAGUCUGGCAGACUCUUCUUGGGGUCAUCUCACAUGUCCAGAGCACUAGUGUUCAAAGCAACUCAGUUCAAGGCUACCGUGUCCUUUGGACAGGCAUGGGAGCUCAGCUUGCUCGAGAUGUUCCCUUCUCUGCAAUCUAUUGGUCAACUCUUGAACCGAUGAGGAGAAAACUCCUUGGUCUGGUGGGAGAUGAAGCUGAUGUGUUGAGUAUCCUUGGGGCAAAUUUUUCUGCUGGUUUUGUUGCAGGAAGCCUUGCUGCUGGUGCUACAUGUCCUCUAGAUGUUGCGAAAACUCGAAGACAGAUUGAGAAGGAUCCAGUCAGGCAAUUAAGAAUGACAACAAGGCAAACUCUUUUGGAGAUUUGGAGAGAUGGAGGGAUAAAGGGACUUUUUACUGGAGUUGGUCCCCGUGUUGGCCGUGCAGGCCCUUCAGCUGGGAUUGUGAUUUCAUGUUAUGAAGUUGUGAAAUAUGUUCUACAUCACCAUUAUGCAACUUCAUGAUAUAGGCGGGAGCUGCUUUUUAUCCAGUUUUGACUUCUUCGAGGCUUGCUUCUCUGUGGAAGGCUGGAAGCAAUUUUGGUGACUUGGCGGAGAGGCCACUUGACCUUGAAAUCAUACAAGUUUUUGUUCUGUGGAUAUCAUAGCAUGCAAAGAGUGUUUAUGCAGUCUUGAUACUUUUGUCCAUGGUUGAUGCUCUUCCAGGGCCCUCAAGGACAGAAUCUAACGUCUCACCCCCAGUUUUGGUUCUUAGGUUUUAAUUUGUUGCUCGGUCGGAGCAGAAAUUUUGUGACAUUUGGGUUUACUCCCUAUUCAAUGACAUUUGGAACGAAUUGAAAAAUGUCACCUAUUAAAAAGGUGGCAUGUUACUAAGGCAGCCAAAAAGAAUUCUCUUUGUAAAGGCUUCUUCACUUUUGCAGUGAUGUUUCUUCCGAAAAUAAUAAUAAUAAACAAAACAUUUUUUUGACUCAA